AUGCGUGUCAACUGGAAGCCUAAAUGGCUAAAGCGCCCUCUCUUUCGGAAAUCUGUGCUCGAGGAGGGUCAUUCUUCCGAUGCUAUGCGGGAUCAAAUCGCGCGCCACGCUACGGGAUCCGGGGUUUUCAACGGUUCGUAUAUUAAUAAGCAUGUGAACUUCAAUUCACAAGACGCUUAUCUCGAGAGUGAGGUCUCCGAAGAAGGCCUCACUCGUGUGUUUGCCUAUAUGAGCCUUCGCUAUAACCCGGGAGCUCCUUCCGGUGUGCCUUCAGAGUUGUUGCAUGAACUCUUGACCGAGGACACUAAGAUUGCAACCCUCGGGCGAGAAGUGGAGGAGCUCCGCAAGGAUAUAAAGGCGACGUAUAGUCUUAUUAAGCACGCACUAGCGGAGAGGAUCCAAGAGUAUAGGUACCUCCAGCAGCGGCUAAAGAAUGCCAAAAAGAGUCUAAUAGAUGAGUUUAACACGGUCUAUAGACAGGAUUAUUUCUCCUGUGUUUAUAACGAGAUGAUGAAAAUGUCGCUUGACCAAACCGCGAUCGUGGAGCCAGGCGACGAGCCUAUGGUCCAACACGCGCUCGAGGAACGGAAUCAACUAUAG
This is a messenger RNA of Venustampulla echinocandica, 600 nucleotides long. RefSeq lists its product as uncharacterized. The record is from RefSeq and is a predicted model, not a curated record. The coding region runs from base 1 to 600 and encodes 199 amino acids. NCBI's taxonomy places the organism in Eukaryota, Fungi, Ascomycota, Leotiomycetes, Helotiales, Pleuroascaceae. The transcript has 2 exons.